Molecule: messenger RNA, 1757 nt
Organism: Malania oleifera
Lineage: Eukaryota; Viridiplantae; Streptophyta; Magnoliopsida; Santalales; Ximeniaceae
Exons: 3
Coding region: 864-1529 (221 amino acids)
Source: RefSeq, a predicted model, not a curated record
AUCUUCCAUUUGAAUAUAUGCAAAGCUCUCUGCACUGUUGGAUCAUUGAGAUCCUGUGGCCAGUCUGAACUUCUGUACCAUUUCAAGAGGUACCCACCAAUCGUACGGCCAAGAUCGAUUUGUCAGUGGACCCACCCCCUUUAUACCCUCCCCCCUCGCCUGCUCUGCUCCCCUGUAUAAACAUAUGCAUUUAUAUACUAUUCAUACAACUGUUGCUGCUUAUAUAGAAUUCCUCGGUGCAUGUGAUUUACCUUAGUAGCUAAGCUGUUAUUUCCAUGAUUGUCUGCAGCAGCGUAAGGCCUACUAAUGAUCCAAAUAUAUAUAUUAUAUAUAUGUGUGUGAAUUAUAUAAUGUCCAUUUAAUAUAUCUGUCAUGCUGGACACUGUCUGAGGCAUCUCUUCCACACAUCUUGAAUCACAUUGGCUGAUGAACUGGGAUUUGUUUCGCAUGCCUGAAACCUGAUAUACGCAAUAUAUAUAUAUGUACUUUGGUUUCUGUGAUGAAAAGAGAGUCCUGAAUUCUUCUUCUUCAGUUUAUUUUAAUUUAUGUUUUGCAGUAAGUAUAUACUGAUGUGGGAUGGGGGGGAAGGUCCUUGAUCCCCCAUCAGAGCAAGCUUUGGCUGGAGGUUGUGCUCCAAACAUGCAUGGCUGCUGGCUUUUCCUUGAAAUUCCUUGAUUCCUGCUUCUUCAAAACAGUAGAAGCUUUGAUGGUCUCAUCAGCCAUGGGACUCUGACAACAGGUACAAGAGCAAGAAAGGGAUUGUUAUGCAAUCAAGAAACACUUCUAAGCAGUUCUUGGGAAAUUAGAAAAGGAAUUUGGUGGUAUAAACCAGUGGAACAGUAAACAAAAACGAAGAAGUUUCAAUGGAGAAGCUUCUAAAGCCAUACGACAAGGAGUGCAUGAAGAUGGCCAUGUUGAAGCAUGAAGAAACAUUCAAAAAGCAGGUUUAUGAACUUCAUUGCCUGUAUCAAACACAGAAGACUUUAAUGAAAAACUUUGAGAGCAGCAUGCCUAACAGAAGAAGUCUAGAGAUAUGGGAUUCGAAGAAUGGAAUUGGAUCAUGUCAGAAUUUUAGCAACAGCAAUCACCAUCGUGAUACAGAACAGAAACAGCGAAAGAAACUUGACUUGGAAAGGCCUGCUGAAGAGUACAUUGCCGGAUCAGAUGGCGAUGAAAUGCAAGAGAUCGAAGACGAGAGCGAGAUUGAGCUGACCCUGGGCCUCUCAAGCUACAACCCAAGAAAGAAGGCUGCUGAUACUACACUCACCUCAGAUUCAGGACCAAGUUUUUCAUCAUCCUCCACUGGAUCCAGCCACACAAGGAGGACAAGCCCAGGUACCCAGCAGAGGACAAUUACAGCAAAAGAAGAAUUAAACAGUAGUGGAUGGGGGCAUAUGCAGGUGAAUGACAUGAACCCAGGGUUCCAAAGUGGUAGAAAAAUCAGUAUUGAUGUUGAAGAACAAUUGAGACAAGAGAGACUAAAACAACCCCCUUGGCUUUUCCAAGUUCUGGGUCUGAAUAUGACUUGAAAAAAUCUCCUUGGUUGGCCGCUGCUGGUAUGAUUACAUUUUGGACUGUUUCACAUCGUCUAAUUUUUACAAUUAAUGUCUGUAUGGAAUUUUCUUCUUUACUUCUAGUAUAAUGGGUGAUGAAGUCUUGUGUGAAAAGUUAAUUAGUUGUUUCCCUGGCUAUCAGAGCCCAUUAAGAUUUACAGAUUUACAUAGUCACCAAAUGUUAUAAUUCUGAUUUCCUAGUCA